Molecule: messenger RNA, 2723 nt
Organism: Cavia porcellus (domestic guinea pig)
Lineage: Eukaryota; Metazoa; Chordata; Mammalia; Rodentia; Caviidae
Gene: Dusp6
Product: dual specificity phosphatase 6
Exons: 3
Coding region: 430-1575 (381 amino acids)
Biological process (GO): regulation of heart growth; protein dephosphorylation; positive regulation of apoptotic process
Cellular component (GO): cytosol; cytoplasm
Molecular function (GO): MAP kinase tyrosine/serine/threonine phosphatase activity; protein tyrosine/threonine phosphatase activity; MAP kinase tyrosine phosphatase activity
Source: RefSeq, a predicted model, not a curated record
GCGCUGGGGGUGUGAGAGGGUUGAGUCUUAGGGACAGUGAGCAAAUCGAGUGUUGAAUAAUCCUGGGAGACAGACGCCCGGGUGGAUCUGAGGUGCAGCCUUGGAGGAGAGAUUAGGAACCUCUAUUUUUUUCUUCCUUUUUCUCUCUCAGUAGCACGGAGUCCGAAUUAAUUGGAUUUCAUUCACUGGGGAGAAACAAAACUAUCUGGGCAGCUUCAUUCAGAGAUUCAUUGAUUCCAGAAGCGAGCUACUGCAGCCGGGUGCAGAGCGACCGCCGGCUGCUCCUCUGUCUCGCCUUCCCCAAGCGCUAUCCUCGGCUUGGGAAAGGCGAGGCGGGAUUCAAGCCGGCUCCGAGCGCGACGCGCUCGGCCUAUGCCUGCCCGGAGGGGCGUCUGGUAGGCACCCCACUUCUCCCACAGCUCGACCCCCAUGAUAGAUACGCUCAGACCCGCGCCCUUCGCGUCGGAAAUGGCGAUCAGCAAGACGGUGGCGUGGCUCAACGAGCAGCUGGAGCUGGGCAACGAGCGGCUGCUGCUGAUGGACUGCCGGCCGCAGGAGCUGUACGAGUCGUCGCACAUCGAGUCGGCCAUCAACGUGGCCAUCCCCGGAAUCAUGCUGCGGCGCCUGCAGAAGGGCAACCUGCCGGUGCGCGCGCUCUUCACGCGCGGCGAGGACCGCGACCGCUUCACUCGGCGCUGCGGCACCGACACGGUGGUUCUGUACGACGAGAGCAGCAGCGACUGGAACGAGAACACGGGCGGCGAGUCGGUGCUCGGCUUGCUGCUCAAGAAGCUGAAGGACGAGGGCUGCCGGGCCUUCUACCUGGAAGGUGGCUUCAGUAAGUUCCAAGCCGAGUUCGCCUUGCACUGUGAGACCAAUCUAGAUGGCUCGUGUAGCAGCAGCUCGCCGCCUCUUCCAGUGCUGGGGCUCGGAGGCCUGCGAAUCAGUUCUGACUCUUCCUCAGACAUUGAGUCUGACCUUGACCGAGACCCCAACAGUGCCACAGACUCGGAUGGCAGCCCGCUGUCCAACAGCCAGCCUUCCUUCCCGGUGGAGAUCUUGCCCUUCCUUUACUUAGGCUGUGCCAAGGACUCUACCAACUUGGACGUGUUAGAGGAGUUCGGCAUCAAGUACAUCUUGAAUGUCACCCCCAAUUUGCCCAACCUCUUUGAGAACGCUGGAGAGUUCAAAUACAAGCAAAUCCCCAUCUCGGAUCACUGGAGCCAAAACCUGUCCCAGUUUUUCCCAGAAGCCAUUUCUUUCAUAGAUGAAGCCCGGGGCAAAAAUUGUGGCGUCUUGGUGCACUGCUUGGCUGGCAUUAGCCGCUCAGUUACUGUAACUGUGGCUUACCUUAUGCAGAAGCUCAAUCUGUCCAUGAACGAUGCUUACGACAUUGUCAAGAUGAAGAAAUCCAACAUCUCCCCUAACUUCAACUUCAUGGGCCAGUUGUUAGACUUUGAGAGGACCUUAGGACUCAGCAGCCCCUGUGACAACCGGGUUCCCACACAGCAGCUCUAUUUUACCACACCUCCCAACCAGAAUGUCUACCAAAUGGACUCCUUGCAGUCCACGUGAGAGGGCCACACACCCUCUUUGCUGGGAUGUGUCUCUUCCUUCAGCAGUUUCUCUUGGCAGCAUCAGCUGGGCUGCUUUCUUUGUGUGUGGCCCCAGGCGUCCAAAUGUCAACCAGCUGUCUAUUAGACAAGGUUACCAGGUGUGGAAUUGGUUAUUACAAAGGGAGAGCUUUGCUCCAUUCUCUUCGGAAGAGCAGGACACUGUCUAGAUACAGGGAGUAGGUUUGCUCUGUACCCAUGUGUAUAGCCUACCCAUGCAGGGACUGGAAUUCAAGCACUUCCAGGUUUAUAGGGUAGCACCAAAUGGUAGGGUAGGAGCAUGUGUUCUUUAGGGCCUUCCGUGGCUAUUUCCUUUUGCAUCUGGAACUAACUGUAUAUUGUCUUCAGUGAAGACUGAUUCAACUUCGCAUAUAGAGGAACCAAAGAGAGAUUUCAGCUCUGAAUUUGUGGUAUCAGUUUGGGAAAAGCCCCUGAUACUUCUUUUAAAUAUUGUAAAUAUUUGAUCUUAAAUCACUUGACUGUUUAGAUUGUGUGUGUGUGUUUUUCUUUGACUGGCUUAAAAGAAAUCCAAAGGGAGAAAGCAGUGUGCCACUUUUUAAACAAAGAAAAGAAUUUGCUGUUUUCUAAUCCAAAGGAUGUAUUUGCAGCAUGCUUGAGUAUUGUACGAACUCUGAUGAUAUUUUCAUAGACACUGUUAUCCACUAAGACCUUGUUAUGGUGCAGUCUUUAGUCUUUACUGUAUCUUCCUCAUGAGUUUUUGCUUCUCCUAUAGUUUGACUAUGCCUUACCUUUGUAAAUAUUUUGGCUUGUAUUGUCUCAAAGGGGAUCUCUUGGGAAGAUGCCAAAAUCAUGGGCUCACUCUUUUUCCCCUAAACUUCAACUGUGCUAAACAGUAUAUUACCUCUGUACAAAAUUUUUCAGGGAGUGUCACCUCAAAUGCAAUACAUUAGGUUGAUUUCUUUUCCUUUGAAAGUGUAUAAAACUGGAAGUGUGUGUGAGGAAGGGUAUCCAUUUGAUAGGCAGAAUGCAUCGGAUAUGAAGAGCGGACAGUAAAAUUGUUCCAUUUAUGUUCACAGUGUAAAAUUUUGAGCUGGAAUUUAUUAUAAAAAUGUAAAACCUUAAAUUAUUAAUAAAUAACUAUUUUGGCUA